AAAUCUCGCCCCUCAGCAUCGUGCAUCCCGUGCCGGAAUCGUAAAGUCAAGUGCGACCGCCUAACCCCCUGCAGCACAUGCCUCUCCCGCGCCCACCCGGAACAGUGCACCUACACAUCAACCGACACCGACCGCUCCGCCAUGAAAUCCGCCGAGACAAUCGCGGACUUGCGCCGGAAAAUCCGCGCCCUUAAGAUGCAGAUUUCCGACUCCGAAAACUCCGAGAAUGAUGGUGAUGGCGAAGGGCGGGUUGAU
Molecule: messenger RNA, 255 nt
Organism: Aspergillus ruber CBS 135680
Lineage: Eukaryota; Fungi; Ascomycota; Eurotiomycetes; Eurotiales; Aspergillaceae
Product: Zn(II)2Cys6 transcription factor domain-containing protein
Exons: 2
Biological process (GO): regulation of transcription by RNA polymerase II
Cellular component (GO): nucleus
Molecular function (GO): zinc ion binding; RNA polymerase II cis-regulatory region sequence-specific DNA binding; DNA-binding transcription activator activity, RNA polymerase II-specific
Source: RefSeq, a predicted model, not a curated record